UCUGGCGUUCGUGGAGGGUGAACCAUGGCGCCAGGCUGCUGAUUCAAACAGGUUGGAGGACAAACGUCCGGCUCCGGAGAGGCCGAUGGUCGCAGCGCGGGGUAGACGCGUCCUUGCCAUCUCUUCACUCACCUUCCUGGGACGGAGUUACCCGACGACAUGGGUGUGAUAGGCGUGCAGUUGGUUGUCACUAUGGUAAUGGCCAGCAUCAUACAGAAGAUUACACCCCACUACUCAUUUGCUCGUUGGUUGCUUUGCAAUGGAAGACCACUUCAGAGGGCACUUAGAGACUCAGGACUCAAACCACCAGGUUCAGGAACAGUUAUUGCCCAACCAUCAGGCUCCUGAACCAGAGGGGAUAACUUCACUCAAACCCUCACCCAUCACUGAACUGUUCCCACAACCAAUGGAUUCACUUUCAAAGACUCUUCAUCUCAUGUUCUCAACGCUUAUUGCUUAUUAUUAUUAUUAUUAUUACUUUUUGCAUUCACACAGUUUGUCUUUUGCAUUUUGGUUGUUCAUCUUUUCUGUUGGUUGUGAUUUCUUGUUGAUUCUAUUGUGCUUCUUGUAUUUACUAUGAAUGCCUGCAAGUAAAUGAAUCUUGGGGUUAUAUGGUGACAUGUAUGCACUUUGAAUACUUACAAGCUGGGUAAAGAUGACAGAUUUUCUUCACUGAAAUGCAACAGUGAACUAGAUAUGUCUGUGGUUGACUUGGUUUCUUGCUUGGUUCAAUUUGUUACUAUUUUGUCCAUACUUGGUAAAUUUUGACUCUUUUGACUGAAUAUUAAGAGUAAUUUGACAAACCUAUAGAUGUGUAGCAGGGAGUAUUUUGAUUGGCUGCAUCACAGCCUGGUCUGGAGACACCAAUGCUCUUGAAUGGAAAAUCCUACAAGAAGUAGUGGAUACAGCCCAGUCCAUCAAAGGUAAAGCCCUCCCCACCAUUGUGCACAUCUACGUGGAGCAUUGUCGCAGGAAAUCAUCAUUCAGCAACAUUCAUCAUCAGAGACCACUACCACUACAGGGGCCUCAGGACUCUCACCACCAUGUUCACCCUUCAACCAAAGGGGGUAACAACUUCACUCGCCUCGUCACUGAAAUGUUCCCAUAACCUAUGGGCUCACUCUCAAGGACUCUUCAUCCCAUGUCAUUACAUGCAAUCCUGAAAUUCUUUUUCUUGCUGGCAUAGUCAGUAAAUCCAAGAACCAUAAUAGACCACACCCAAUAGGGUGGACAAAUAACUAAUGUGCAAAAGACAGGAAACUGUGCAAAUACAAAAGAAAUAACAAGUAAAUAUCAAGAUCAUGAGAUGAAGAGUCCUUGAAAGUGAGUCCAUGGGAAUAUUAGAGCAAGUGAAGUUAUCCCCUUUGGUUCAAGAGUGUGAUGUUUGAAGGGUAAUAACUUUUCCUGAACCUGGUCCUGAGGCUCCUGCAGCAGGAAGGGCAUGGCCUGGUGUUGGGGGUCUCUAAUGAUAAUGCUGCCUUCCUGUGACACAGCUCCAUUUCAAUGUGCUCAAAAUGAAAUUAGUUUUAAAAUUGCAAAAUUUAUUUUGAAUUAGUACAGAUCUCCAUUGUGAUGUUUAAGAAAUUAAUGGAGGGAAAUUUCUUUUAUAUUGGGGAUACUAUUGUGAUUCUUUUUUGUCAUUGUGGUGUUUCAUGUGCACAAAGAAAAAUGAGGCAUAACAAAGAAGCAAAAAUGUAAAUGUAAAGAUACCAAAAGAAAAUAAAAAAACAACCAAGGCUGCUAUUAUAUUUGCUAAAGGCUUGUUUAGAUUUCAAAGUUUGAAGUACAUUUAUUAUCAAAGUAUUUAUACCAUAUACAACCUUGAGAUUCACCUUGUUGCAGGCAGUGACAAAACAGAAACACAAUGAAGCCCAGUAAAAAUCCCACACAACAAACUGUCAAACACCUAAUGUGUGAAAAAAGAACAAAUCAUGCAAAUGAUAAAGUAAACAAAUAAUGCAAACAGCAUAUAGUUUAUAUUAAGCUAUAAUAAAAUAGCUGUCAUUGCUGAAAGCUGUGUCAGUGUGUCAGAAUGUUAGAGGUCUAGUAAAGAUUAUAUAGUGCAUUUGCAGAUAGGUCAGUAAAGGGGUUGGAGACAGUCAGAAAAUAUUGUCAGAAUAUAUCCUGAGAGUAGUUUUCAUCUAUUUUCACAGAAGAUGAUACUUGUGAAGAUCCUGAUAAAGGGUUUUUGGCCCAAAACAACAUCUUUAUUCCUCUCCAUAGAUGCUACUGUGUGGGGCAAGUCAUAAGGAUGCCCCCAUGUCAGCUACCCCGCAGAGUGUUAUACGGCCAGCUACAUCAUGGUUGACGCUCAGCUGGAGGGCCGAAGAAGCGCUAUAAGGAUCAGAUGAAGAACGCUUUAAGGAAGUGCAAGAUCAGACCCGAGGACCUGGAGAAGGUUGCUGCUGACCGUGCCACUUGGCGGCAGCUGUAUAGGGAUGGGGUUCGUAUUCUGGAGAUGGAAAGAACAACCAGAAGACAGCAUAAGAGAGCCAGGAGAAAUACAGCCAGGGUUGCCACCACUACCACACUAACUGCAAUAGAGCUUGUGGGUCCAGGAUAGGACUGUAUAGUCAUCAAAGAUCGUACCGUUAAAGGAGUGGACAUCGUCAUCGGAUUUCAAUGGACAACUGAAGAAGAAAUUUUGCUCUAGAUUUCCUGCAUCUGCAGAGUCUCUUGUUUGUGAUGUGUAUUUAGUUGCAGUGAAUGAUACUCAUAACAGUAAAAUCGUUAAUGUUAAUAUACAUAUUGAAAGUGGAUCAGUUUAGAAGAUAGAUAAGAUUACCUAUUACAACUGAUGCCUGUCAUCGAAGAGAUACGAUAGAUGCUGAUAGAGAGAUUAGCAUGCCUCAGAGUGUAUCUGUAUUUGCAACAAGUUUACAAUUACUCUACUACUUUUUUUGGUCCUACAAUUUGAUUCUUUAAAAUUUUUAUCUUCAAUGUCUAGCUGUUAUCCUGCCUCUUUAUCCUUUUGGCUUAGAGUCAUAAAGUAAUACAGCACAAAAACAGACCCUUGGCCUAUCUAGUUCAUAGCAAACUAUUUUGCUAUCCCAUCAACCUGCAUCCAAUCCACAGACCUCCAUGCCUCUCCUAUUUAUGUACCAGUCCAAUUUUUUCUCAAAUUCCUGCUGCUAGCUGUAUAGAGUUUGUAUUUUCUCCCCUUGAUUGUGUGUGCUUUCUCAAGUUUCCUUCCACAGUCUGAACACUUACUGGAAGGUUAAUUGGUUAAUUGUUGUGGGUACGUGGCCAAGUGGUUAAGGUGUUGGACUAGUGAUCUGAAGGUCGUGAGUUUGAGCCCCAGCCGAUGCAGCAUGUUGUGUCCUUGAGCAAGGCACUUAACCACACACUGCUCUGUGACGACACUGGUUGCUGUAUUGGCCCUUUCCCUUCCCCUUGGACAACAUUGGUGUAUUGGAGAGGGGAGACUUGCAGCAUGGGCAACUGCUGGUCUUCCAUACAAUCUUGCCUAGGCCUGCAGACUUUCCAGGCGCAGAUCCAUGGUCUCACAAGACUAACGGAUGCCUUUAUUUAAUUGGUUAUUGUAACUUGCCCUGUGCUUAGUCUAGGGUUAAAUUGGGGAUUGCUUGACAGUGUAGCUUGAAGGGCCAGAAUAGAAGUUGAUAUUAGACCUAUAUCACCACUUUGUUAGAAUCUCAUUCUACACUCACACCACCCUCUGAGGGAAGAAGUUCCCCCUCAUAUCUCCUUAAACAUUUCACCUUUCACCCUUAACCCAUGACCUCUAGUUCUAAUUUUAUCCAACCUCAGUGGUAAAAACCUGCUUGCAUUUACCCUCUCUAUACUCCAUAUAGUUUUGUAUAUCUCUAUUAAAUAUUCCCUUGCUCUCCUACGCUCUAGAGAAUAAAGUCCGAACCUACUUGACCUUACCCUGUAACUCAGGUCUUCACGUCCUGGCAAAAUCUUUGUAAAUUUUAUCUGCACUUUUCAAUCGUAUUGAUAUCUUUCCUGUAGGUGACCAGAACUGCACACUAUACUCCAAAUUAGGCCUCACCAACAUCUUGUACAGCUUCAACAUAACUCUGAACUCGCAUACUUAAUGCUUUGCUUUAUGAAGGCCAAUGUGCCAAAAGCUCUCUUUAAGACGCUAUCUACCACAUUCAAGGUAUUAUGGAUCGGUAUUCCCAGACCACUGUGUUUUCACCACACUCCGCAGUGCCCUUCUACUCACCUUGUAAAUCCUACCCUGGUUUGUCCUCGGAGUACAACUCCCCACAUUUGUCUGCAUUAAAUUCCAUUUGCCAUUUUUUCAUCCCAUUUUUCCAGCAGGUCCAGAUUCUGCUGCAGGCUUUGAUGGUCUUCCUCGCUGUCUACUACGCCCUCAUUUUGUCUUUUGGAAAAUUGUGUAACUUAGAAUACUGAACACACAGUUCGGAUCACCCUGCAGCUACAUCUUGCUUGCAAUGGUACCAGCAUCCUACAGAAGAACAACUUCAGGUAUUGGCUGGAAAACAACAGAAAGCAAAAUCCAAGAAAGAAAGGAAGUAUAAUGGACACAUAGAAAGCAAGCCGCUGACUGUUCCUAAGGAUAUUAAUCUGCAUUUGGAAGCAAAGAGCAUUACGGAAAUGGAUACACGAGUUCUGCAUUACUUCCCUGAGUACCAAUGGCUGGUGGAUUUUACCGUUUGUGCUACAGUUGUCUACGUCAUUACUGAAGCCUACUACAGUCUGACUAACCCUCAUAAUGAGAUGAACAUCAGUAUUGUUUGGAGCCUGCUCGUCCUUACCUUUGUAUUUAAGGUAUUAUUUUCUCUGACCACUCACUACUUUAAAGUGGAAGAAGGUGGGGAGAGGUCAGUUUGUAUCACCUUCGGUUGCUUUUUCUUUGUGAAAGCAAUGGCGAUCCUAAUUGUAACAGAGAACUAUUUGGAGUUUGGACUGGAAACAGGGUUUGCAAACUUUUCUGGUGGGGCUAUGCAGUUCCUUGAGAAACAAGGCUUGCAAUCCCAAGGUCCCGUUUCAAAACUGACCUUCAAAAUGUCACUGGCUAUUCUUUGUGGUUUCAUUGGUGCUCUUCUGACCUUUCCUGGCCUACGACUGGCUCAGAUGCAUCUGGAUGCUCUGAAUCUUGCAAAGGAGAAGCUAACACAAACAAGACAAAAUUAUCUUUCUCUAACGUUUAUAAUGACUUUGCUUCAUGUGAACUUCCUCUCGCCACUAAUCAUGGUACUUCUGUGGGUGAAACCUAUUACAAAAGACUAUAUCAUGAAUCCACCACUUGGCAAAGAAAGUAUUCCUUUAAUGUCAGAGUCUACAUAUGAUUCGUUGCGACUGUGGAUUAUUAUCGCUCUCUGUGUUCUCCGACUGGCCUUAAUUCGCCAACACCUGCAAGCGUACCUAAACUUAGCACAAAAGAGUAUAGAACAAAUGAAGAAAGAGGCAGGGCGGAUCGGUACAAAGGAUCUGCAAAAGAUGGUUGCCCGGGUGUUCUAUUACCUUUGUGUGAUUGCACUUCAAUAUGUGGCACCAGUGAUUAUGCUUCUUCAUACAACACUGCUUUUAAAAACCCUGGGUCACCAUUCCUGGGGACUCCUCUCAGAACCUUCAUAUAUGUCUCCUAAGGAGAUCACUGAAGCCUCCAAUUCUGUCAAAUCAUCUACCCUUGUAGCCAAUGAAAGCAAAAAGCUGACAGUUGCACAAAUAACAAUGGCACUGGAUGGUCUACAGAAUGUUUUCACUCCAUUACUCUUCCGAGGCCUCCUCUCCUUUCUAACAUGGUGGAUUGCAGCUUGCCUGUUCUCUACAAGCCUUUUUGGAUUGUUCUAUCAUCAGUACUUGACAAUCGCAUGAGUGACUAGCAUGGUAAAGCUGGACGUCCAAAUAUUCUCCUAGAACAUCAAAUCAAAGCCACUUUUUGGAGAUUAAAACAAAAGGAUAUUUUAACCCAUUGUGGAAUCAGCAUAUUGCUGAAAUACAUAACACAGAUUAACCUGCUCAGUUCCAAUACAUCCUCUGGUUCUCAGGGUGGUUAAAUAUCUUAACAAUUUAAAAUUUAGAGGCUGGAAUGAUGUCAUGUUACCAAUGCAAUGGAUAGGUCAAUUAUCUUUGCAUGAACUUUGCAGUUAUCAACAAAAGAUUAUUUGGCCGAAGUGGUUUUAAGUUGAUGGAUAACGAUGGUUAAAAUUAAAAAUUGAUGGACUUAAUUCUCCAACUCCGCUGAGUUUUAAACACAGGAGAUUCUGCAGAUGCUGGAAAUCAGAGUAACUCACAUAAAAAUGUUGGAAGAACUCAGCAGGUCAGGCAGCAUCUAUGGAGAGGAAUAAACAGUAACAUUUUGGGCCAAGACUCUGAUGAAGAUUUGUAAGAGAACAGGCCCAAAAUGCCAACUGUUUAUUUCUCUCCAUAGAUGCUGCCUGACCUGCUGAGUUCUUCCACCAUUUUGUGUGUGUUCCAUAAAUGUUAAUCUGCUUAGAAGUUUAAGAUCAGAAUCUUAAAUCUAAAAGUUAGCAAAAGGUCAGAACUUUAUUCUAGCAUUAGCUUUACAAAAUGACAUUGCCCGAUGCAACAUCCUCUACAUUGCUGAGACACUUUGUAAAUUGGGGGACUGCUUCAUCGAACAUCUAUGCUCCAUCCACUAGAAGUGGAACUUCCUGGUGGUCAAACAUUUUUAUUCUGAUUUUCAUUCUGGUCCAUGGCCUCUUCUUGUACCACGAUGGGGGCACCCUCAGGGUGGAGGAGCAACAUCUUAUAUUCUAUCUGGGUAGCCUCCAACCUGAUGGCUUGAAUGUCAAUUUCUCCUUCCAGUAAAAAAUCUCUCCCCUCCCCUCCUCUAUUCCUCACUCUGGCCUCUUACCUCUUCUCACAUGGCUGUCACCUCCCACUGGUGCCUGCCCUUUUUCCUUUUCUCCCAUGAUCCACUCUCCUCUGCUAUCAGAUUGUUUCCUCUCUAGCCCUUUAUCUUCACCUCCUGCCUGGCUUUACUUAUCACCUAGCUAUCCUCCUUCCCCUCCAGCCACCAUUUUAUUCUGCUAUCUUCCCCCCCUUCCUUUCCAAUCCUGAUCAAGGUCUCAUCCCGAAAUGUGGACUGUUCAUACAUUUCCAUAGAUGCUGUCCGACCUGCUGAGUUCCUUCAGUAUUUUAUAUGAGUUGCUUUGAAUUUCCAGCAUCUGCAGAAUCUCUCGUGUUUUUGUUAAUGUGUCGCAUGAUUUGAAUGUGAACACUUUUUUUAAUCCCUUCAAUAUGCUCAUGCAAGCAUUAAGAUAAUGGAUGAGACUUUCCAUUUUCCUCGCCCAAGGCAAGUACGAAUGGACUUUAUCAGUUGUGACCCUGUGAUGAUUUUAAACAUAAAGUUUAAUUGGUUCUAAAUGUUGUCUUCUUCUUAAGCCCAAUUCUCCUACUGGGGUACAGGCUGCCAAUAGCAGCUUGCCAGAGUGCUCUGUCCUGGGCCAGUCAUUCAAGUUGUCCCCAGGUGUAGCCCAUCUUCUUGGUUUCCCUCCCUCUCCCAGAGAUGAGGUCUUUGAAGCUUCUGUUUGCAUUUCUGUAGCUCUGGGUUUUUACAGGAUGGGGUUGCUAGCCCCAUGUUCAACUCUCCUCCUUUCACAGUCGGUCU
Molecule: messenger RNA, 7567 nt
Organism: Mobula hypostoma (lesser devil ray)
Lineage: Eukaryota; Metazoa; Chordata; Chondrichthyes; Myliobatiformes; Myliobatidae
Gene: tmem161b
Product: transmembrane protein 161B
Exons: 14
Coding region: 4585-5808 (407 amino acids)
Source: RefSeq, a predicted model, not a curated record